Messenger RNA from Alosa alosa (allis shad), 3773 nucleotides. RefSeq names its product YME1-like 1b (gene yme1l1b). Gene Ontology annotation, molecular function: ATP binding; metalloendopeptidase activity; ATP hydrolysis activity. NCBI's taxonomy places the organism in Eukaryota, Metazoa, Chordata, Actinopteri, Clupeiformes, Clupeidae. The record is from RefSeq and is a predicted model, not a curated record. Gene Ontology annotation, biological process: mitochondrion organization; protein quality control for misfolded or incompletely synthesized proteins. Bases 114 to 2264 code for a protein of 716 amino acids. Gene Ontology annotation, cellular component: mitochondrial inner membrane. The transcript is spliced from 18 exons.
CUAGCGUUACUGUUUGCUCUUUUGCGUGCAAGAAGCCGCAGAGAGUUGACUGGGACAGGACAUUGGUGGAGGGCAUACGAAGUCAAGACAGGGCACAGCAAAAAUAUCCAGAAAUGUUUUCCCUGUCUUCUACAUUGCAACCACAGGUUACAGUCCAACUGAGCCACAUCAUCAAUGCCUUUCAUUCUCUCAAGAGCUCUGUUAGUAGCACGCCUGGCAGAGUUCAGCAUAGAGAUCAGGCCCCAGAACAAGAUGUACAGAUCACAGAGACUACCUGGAACCUGAGGGAGCUAGGUUUGACAGACCUAGGGGUAGGACAACUAGAUGAAAUAAUGAAUAAGUUGCUGCCUAGCAUUGUCCAGCAGGGGGCACUCCCAGCCCCAAACCCAGCCAAAAGCCCAUGGAAAACCUCCCACAGCUCCACAGAGUCAUUCUUCCACAACAAGCAUGGAUUUUCAGGUGGGCGUAUUUGUGGGGCUUCCCCAAUCUUCUGUAGACAGAAUAUUUCUCCUCUACAGACUUUACAUGUAGAUAUGCAGUUUUGGCCAUCAUGGCAGCAGAGUCGGGGCUUUAAGACCUUGAAGUCUAGAAGACGAUUGCAAGGUUUCGAUCGCUCAGUGGAAUCUGAGGGGUUUACUCCUUCUUUCAUGAAGAAUUUCCUGACACGAGACAAGGGACAAGAGGUGGAAACUCUUGACAAGAUGCUUAAAACCAGAAACAUUCCCAACGGACAGCAUGAUGCUUUCAAGACUGGCUUUGCUGAAGGUUUCCUGAAAGCCCAAGCACUUUCUCAGCGCACACAAGAGGCCUUGAGGCGGACUCGACUCAUCCUGCUAGUGUUGUUGCUGGUGGGCCUGUACGGACUCUCCAAGACGCCCUUUCUGUCAGUGCGAUUCCGAACCACAUCAGGAUUGGACUCAGCGGUGGACCCUGUUCAGAUGAAAAAUGUGACCUUUGAGCAUGUGAAGGGGGUGGAGGAGGCCAAGAACGAGCUGCAGGAGGUGGUGGAGUUCCUGAGGAGCCCACAGAAAUUCACUGUCCUCGGGGGAAAACUGCCCAAAGGCAUCUUGCUUGUCGGCCCUCCGGGCACAGGGAAAACUCUGUUGGCCAGGGCUGUGGCAGGAGAGGCCGAUGUCCCUUUCUACUACGCCUCUGGCUCUGAGUUUGAUGAGAUGUUUGUGGGUGUUGGAGCCAGUCGCAUCAGGAACCUGUUCAGGGAAGCCAAGGGCAAUGCUCCAUGUGUGAUCUUUAUCGAUGAGCUGGACAGUGUGGGGGGCAAGAGGAUCGAGUCGCCCAUGCAUCCUUACUCCCGACAGACCAUUAAUCAGCUCCUGGCUGAGAUGGACGGGUUUAAACCAAAUGAGGGGGUCAUAAUCAUUGGGGCGACCAACUUCCCGGAAGCUUUGGAUAAUGCUCUGAUAAGGCCAGGUCGGUUUGACAUGCAGGUCACCGUCCCCAGGCCAGAUGUAAAAGGACGCACAGAGAUCCUUAAGUGGUACCUCAGGAAGAUCAAAGUAGACCCAGCUGUGGAGGCGGAGAUCAUUGCCAGGGGAACCGUGGGGUUCUCGGGGGCAGAGCUGGAGAACCUGGUGAACCAGGCGGCGCUGAAGGCAGCUGUGGACGGCAAAGACAUGGUCACCUUGAAGGAGCUGGAGUUUGCCAAGGACAAGAUCCUCAUGGGCCCAGAGAGGAGAAGUGCGGAGAUCGACGAAAGGAACAAACGGAUCACGGCCUACCACGAGUCUGGACACGCCAUUAUUGCAUAUUACACCAAAGACGCCAUGCCUAUCAACAAGGCCACUAUCAUGCCACGAGGCCCUACCCUGGGCCAUGUGUCCAUGCUGCCAGAGAACGACCGCUGGAGCGAGACCCGAGCCCAGCUGCUGGCCCAGAUGGACGUCAGCAUGGGAGGCCGCGUGGCCGAGGAGCUCAUCUUCGGGGCCGAAAACAUCACCACAGGUGCAUCAAGUGACUUUGAUGGUGCAACAAAGAUAGCCAGAAUGAUGGUGACUCGAUAUGGAAUGAGUGAAAAGCUGGGUGUGAUGACAUAUGUAGACCAGACAAAGCAGAGCCCAGAGACACAAGCAGCUAUUGAGAAGGAAGUCCGGAUACUCCUGAGGGACUCUUAUGAGCGGGCCAAAGCACUCCUGAAGAGCCACACCAAGGAGCACAAGAACUUGGCCGAGGCCCUGCUCCGAUACGAGACCCUGGACGCCAAAGAGAUCCAAAUGGUCCUGGAAGGGAAGGCUCUGCAGACCAGAUAAGCUCUGGAGGCUUCAGGAGGCUAAAGCCACGAGUCCUGAAUGUACAUGUGCAACCUCAACAAGAACAACAAGUCAAGCCGCACAAGCUAGUUUCUCCAAGUGUUUUUGACCACGUGUCUAGGCUACACAUCUGUCACUUUAUCCUCUGGGCCUCUCGCACAACAGAAGUAGUCCGCAGGACCAGGCCCAGGAAUUGUUCACCCAAUCAAAGUCUGUCCACGUAUGUCUUGUGACUACUCAGGCUGUUUGUUGACUGUCUUCACUACCUGUUAUACCCACGCUACCCCUCUGCACUGGAUCAAGUCAUCUGUUCCAUGGCAAACAAGCCCACAAGCAGCAAGCCACUCAUGUCACUAGUAAUAAAACAGAAAUAAGGCCAGCAGUACAUACGUGUUUUCAGAUGUCAUCUGAUGUCUUUUGGUUGGUGGUUUCUCAAAUUAAUGCCAGUUGUGUUUUCUGUAUGUGUGUGUGCUUCUUGUAAAAGGUGGCCUUUCAGAAAUCUUUAGAUGGAGGUAUUUGUUUCUUGGGAGGAGGUGCAAAAAAAUGCAUCGUUCGUAGCACUUUGGUCAAUGCAAAACUGUAAGUGUGUGAGUGUAUAACCAUGCUUUAACUGAACACGGGGAAAUUGCUGCUGCCGUUUGGUCAUUUGAAAUUGCAAUCAACAUCUGAACGCAAGCAUGUCUUCUGUAUGUUUCUCCUGCUGUGAAGAGUAAGUGUGUGAGUGUGUACACGCCACAGGAGCCCCUUUGUGUGUGUGUGUGUGUGUACACACAAAGGCGUGGGACUGAUGAGGUUGAUAGAAAGUCUUUGAAAUGACUGACUCCAUGGACUUUUUUUUUAAUGAGCGACUCAGGGAUGUGAGGGGAUUGGUGUCUGGUGAAUGGCUGGAUGUGAGGGGAUUGGUGUCUGGUGAAUGGCUGGCCACGGCUGUGUUAUACAGACUCCCUGUUUCAUGCAUAUCAGUAAGGAGAUAUUGGUCUAUUCAAGUGUGACUGCUUUUAAUUUAGCUACGGUCCUUUAAGGGUAACUAUUCUAUGCUUAUGUAUUUAGGGUUUUUUUUGUUUUUAAAUUAUUAAUUUUUUUAGGGAAUUCUUUUUUUAAAUCAAACUGCUGAUUUAUUUCCCCUGGUGACAUACAGUUUAGAAAAAUAUGAUGGUUUAUGUAUGCUAGAGUCAUACCCGGAAGACUCUGAGCACCUUUUACAUACAUUAUGAAUGUUUUGGUUCAUUUGCUUUGAACUUAUUAGUAGUUUGCCAUGUUAAAUCCACAAAAUAUAAUCUGGUUAUGUUUAUUCAGUGCACAACUCUUGCCCUGGCUUCUGCAUCUUGCCCUUGUGUUUGCCUUUUUACCCAUGAUAUGUAUUGUACAUAUUUAAAGCACUUCAAUGGGGACAUUGUAUAUAGCUGUAUAGAGGUAUUUUAAGUUGAGUAUUUAGUUUUAUGCUUUUUGUGUCCGAACUUGACAGAUUUGUCAAACCCAAGCUAUAAAUAAAGUAUACAACAACUCCUA